GCAGUGCCAUCGCUAAUUCGACGCCAGCGUAAGACGUUUAUUUAUAAUUUUUCGAACGGGUUUUUUUUUGUUUUAGCCCUAGGUGAAUUAUUUAUAAUUAUUUUAAUAAAGUGAUGACGGAAGGACAGCACGAGGUUCAAGCUUACAACAAGGGCGAGAGGGUAUUCUGCUACGAGCCGGAUAAAUCUAAAGCCAGAGUUCUAUACACAAGCAAGGUUUUAAAUGUUACCGAACGCAAGGACGAAAAUGGCUUAAGAUAUUACGAGUAUAUGAUACAUUUUCAAGGCUGGCGUCGUUCCUACGAUCGUAAUGUGCGCGCUAGUAGCUUGCUAAAAGACACCGAAGAAAACCGACAAUUUCAACGAGAAUUGGCGGAAGCGGCUCGGCUUCAGACACGCGGAAGUUACUCAUAUAAGGGGACGCCAUCGCAGCAGCCGCACGCAAAGAAGAAACGCUUGAGACGAGGUGCUGGUCAGGGAGAUGAAGCAGGUUCUGGCACUGAUCCUUUAGAUAUAUCCCAGGAGGACUAUGCUGAGCCUGAAGCGCCCGCAGCACAUAAAUUUAAAUUACCAAGUGGCGACAGCGGCGGCGGCGGCGGAGCAGCAACAACUGGAACUAAUCUCGACAAGAGUGAUGCAGCAAUGAGGAACAAACGCGCCCGUUUUGAUCCGCCAACAUCGCGGCCGCCAAGAGCUAAGCCCAUGGAAAUUGUCGAUAUUGAUGUAAUGGAGAGAUUUAAAUACCAAGAGGAUCGUGUUAUGUUACUAAUAAGCGAACGUCUAAGAGAAUACAUGGAAUAUGAUUACAAUAUGGUUGUAAAACUAAACAAACAACAUGCCAUGCCAGCUCGUAUCCCAAUUGUGACGAUUCUGGAGAAUUUCGUCAAGCAACGGGCAGUUGAAUUGGCGAUAAGCAUUAAACAGGAUAGCUCCAGAGCUCGAAAUACCCAAAGUCGGAGUGCACGCAUGGAACGUGAAUACGAUCGAGUGAUGUCCAAAGUCUGCUUGCUCAAAGAGGUGGUCGAUGGCAUACGCAUUUAUUUUGAGUUCCAUGUGGAUCAGCAUUUGCUGUAUAAACAGGAAAAGAAAUACACCAACAGCUAUUUAACCGAUGAUAAUCUAAAGAAUUGCAGCAUUGUACUAAAUAAUUCAUAUGACUAUAUAAAUCCCAGCUGCGAGCCCGAACUAGACACAGACGGAACUCCGAUUCCGGCGGGUGCUGGUGGUGGCAGUGGAAGCGAAGGCAUCUUGGGUAAUGUGGGCUACCAAAAGCAAUUGGAAAAAUGCCUACUCUAUAUAGUCAAGACGAUGGACAAGAAAUCGGCUCAGGCCUACGGCUCAUCACCAUAUGAUGCUGCCUACAAAUUACCCAUAGAGAUGCGAGGCUUCCUAUGCGAAACCUUCAAUUGGCGUCUACUAUCACCAGAAUCGCCGCCAGAGAAAUCUAUGGUAUUUGGAGCCCCACAUUUGGCCAGGCUAAUGAUUAAAUUGCCAGAGUGCUUGAAUGCUUCACCCAUAUCGAAUGAAAAGCUCGAGGAUCUCUUGCCACAUUUAGACUCAUUUAUUAAUUAUUUGGAGAAUCACAAGGAAUGGUUCGAUAGGCAAAACUAUGCCCACUUUGUUUCACCAGAUGAAAAAUUGCUCAAACGUCCCACCUCCACAGCUACAGCGACUAAGAUAAGCUCUCAAGUUUAGAUGAUUCCACAUCAGCAAGCACUUCAAUUGAUUCAAAUUUGAAUUCAAAUAUAUAUAUAUUACAUAUAUAUAACUUUAACUUUAUUUAUUAUUGCAGUUUAAAGCUUGUUGUCAUUGAAAAAAGGUUUUUUUUUCUUUUUUUUCGAUUUUUUUUUCUUUCUUCUCUAUAUAUAAUAUAUAUAUAUAUAAAAAAAACUUUUUUCUCUACACAUAAUGUGGUUGUAUAAUCGAAUAAUGUCUAGAUAUCUAGAUGUUAAAUAUUGGGGGGAAAAUACGAUUUCGUUCUGAAACAUUUUUAAAUCUGCUUAUAAACUAAAAAUUUUAGUUGAGUAAUUGGUUUUUUUUUUACAUACUAGUAUUUAAUCAAUCAUUCUGGAUGAUGUAUCAUUUAAUAUAUAUAUAUAUAUAUCUUUUUUUUUUCUCUUUUUUUUUGUGCUCAAAUAUAUUUAAGAAUUUUUUGUGAAA
Messenger RNA from Drosophila willistoni, 2159 nucleotides. It is a transcript of the gene msl-3, whose product is annotated as protein male-specific lethal-3. Bases 114 to 1694 code for a protein of 526 amino acids. Lineage: Eukaryota; Metazoa; Arthropoda; Insecta; Diptera; Drosophilidae. Gene Ontology annotation, biological process: chromatin organization; regulation of DNA-templated transcription. The transcript has 6 exons. The record is from RefSeq and is a predicted model, not a curated record. Gene Ontology annotation, cellular component: NuA4 histone acetyltransferase complex; MSL complex; nucleus.